AGCUGCUCUGGGAGCCAGUCGCGCCAAGAGCGCAGAGCCCAGGAGUCGCGCGUGUGGAGGGUGCUCGGGCGGGCGACGCGGGACCUCUAGGGCCAUGGCAGCACCCCCUGUCAGAGGAAAAAGGAAGCAGUCAGAGGAGGGUGACCCUGUAGAUGCCCCUGUGUCCCCUAAUCCUGAUGGUGAGCAGAGCAGGAGUCAGAGCCCGAUCCAGCUGGAGGACUCCCCCGAGGCAGGCGGGGAGCGGGAGGAGGAGCAGGCCUUCCUGGUCAGCCUCUACAAGUUCAUGAAGGAGCGGCACACACCCAUCGAAAGGGUGCCCCAUCUUGGCUUCAAGCAGAUUAACCUGUGGAAGAUCUACAAGGCCGUAGAGAAGCUGGGGGCCUAUGAGCUGGUGACCGGCCGCCGCCUCUGGAAGAAUGUCUAUGACGAGCUGGGGGGCAGCCCAGGCAGCACGAGCGCGGCUACGUGCACACGCCGCCACUAUGAGAGGCUGGUCCUCCCAUAUGUGCGGCACCUGAAGGGGGAAGAUGACAAGCCACUGCCCCCCUCCAAGCCCAGGAAGCAGUACAAGAUGGCCAAGGAGCCAAGGGGGGAUGACGGGGCCACUGAGCAGGUGAAGAAAACCAAAGAGGAGAGGCAGGUGGACCAGGUGACACCAGGAAAGAACAAAACGGAUGCCACUGAACUGGCUCCACUUCCCAGCGAGGCGCCCCCUAGGCGUAGCAUGGAGCAGCCAAGCCCAGCUCCUGGGUCCUCCUUGCCCUUCAUAGGUGCUGGUGUCUGCCCUGAGGCCUACAAGCGGCUCCUGUCCACCUUCUACUGCAAAGAGACUCAUGGUGUCAUGUCACCUCUGGCUAAGAAAAAGCUCCUAGCCCAGGUCAGCAAGGCAGAGGCCUUGCAGUGCCAGGAGGAGGGCUGUCACCAUGGGGCAGAUGACCCUGACAGGAAGCUCCUAGAGAGUUCCUGGAGCCCGAGAGGGCUGGCUGAGAACUCAGGGUGCCAGCGGGCCCCACUGGAGGGGUUGCAGGCCCCAGGAAACAGCCUGGGGGCAGAGACUCCAGGAGUCCCCUGCUCUACGGCUCCCAUCUUCAUGGGCUCUUUCCACACCUACCCCACUGAGGUGCUGAAACCUAUCAGCCAGCACCCCCGGGACUUCUUCUCCAGCCUAAAAGACAGGCUGCUGCUGGGAUCCCCUGGCAAAGGAGAGGGGCUUUCAGCCAAAAAGGCCCAACUGGUGUGGGGCGGGGACGCCAGCCGCCCUUCUGCAUUCCACAAAGGCACCUCCAGAAAGAGUAGCUUCUACCCCAAGCCCAAAGCCUGCUGGGUGCCCCCCAUGGCCAGAGUCCCUGCUGAGAGCCCUGUGCCCCUGCCUGCUGUCCCUAGAAGCCCAGGCCUUGGCAACAAGCGCAGCAUGGAUGAGGAGGGCUUUGCCCAUGGUGGCAGGAAACUGCGAGCAGUGUCUCCUUUCCUGAAGGAGAUGGAUGCCAAAGAGUGCAGGCCGAAGCCCUUGGUGCCCGACAUGGCUGUCUCCUGCCUGCUGGGCCCAGCCCUGGGGCCUGCCCCACCAGAGGCUUACCGGGGCACCAUGCUGCGCUGCCCGCUCAGUUUUGCUGGCACCCCAGACCCACUAAAGGGCCAGGCCACACUACCCUUCAGUCCCCUGGUCAUUCCGGCCUUCCCAGCCCACUUCCUGGCCACUACUAGCCACUCACCCAUGACCACCAGCCUGGUGCACUUCCCCCCAGCAUCUUUUGACAGUGCCCUUCGCCAUAGACUGGGCCCAGGGUCGCCUGCCUGGCAUGUGCCACCUGUCACAACCUAUGCAGCGCCACCCUUCUUCCACUUAAACACCAGGCUGUAGGUCUGUGCCCGUCACACCGUGCUGUGCUGUGGAGGGUUGAGAUGCCCAGAGAUGGACAGGCACUGCUAGGCAGCUCACUGCCUAGGACAUGUGGGCCAAGCAGCCUGGCACAAGCAAGGUGGCAAAAGGAAAACUGGGUUUGUCUCAAGGAAGCAGCUGAGCCCAGAGCCUGGGGACCCAGGUGGGACCAGGCCUUGGGAGAGGAUGAGCAGGUUGGCAGUGCCCACCUGGCGCCUUCAGUGCGGAAACCAGGAGUCAGGUGAGGGUCCGAGGAGCCCAUUGCAGUUCAAGGUGCCCAGAUGCCCACGGAAAUCCAGUAAAAAGACACUGCCAGACCUUUGCAAGGGCAGGUGGGCAGGACGACUUGUGGGGCCACUCACAUGGGAGCCUGGGAGAUGAAGAGGUGCCAUCCAGUGGUCUGGAUGCCACCACCUCACGGAAGAGCAGCCCAAGCAAAGCCUGGCCUCCAUGCUCAUUCCAUAGGCCUCCUGGAGGAUCUGGUAUCUUCGACUUGCUUUCUUAGAGCUCAUAGCCCUCCUUACAACCCUAGGUGGUCGAAGCACUGAGCUGACCCCAGGACUCCUGGGCUCCAGGACAGACAUGCCCGUCUGCUUACCGGCUCUGGAGAGGGAAGUCACUUGCUUUGAGAAGUCUUGCCCUGUUGCCUAGGGUGGUCUCAAAUUCCUGGGCUCAGUGGUUCCUCUGCCUCAGGUUUUGAAACAGCUGGGACCUGAGGGUGUAAGCAUGAAGCCUGAGUCAGACUGCCAUGGUCGUGGACGGAGACCCGUGGGUUCUGUUACUGAAUUUGGUGGCCAUCACCACCCACCUCCACUUACUACACCACACGGACAGCCAUCAAGGCUGCUGGGGUCCUGGAGUGCUGAGGGAGAGGAGCGGCUAGGUGCUGCCUGGGCAUCUGGUUUGGCAAUAAGCACCUGUGAGUUUCAGGUGCUUGCCCCCGGGGAUCAGCAUUUGCUGAGGACAGCUUCACGCUAGGUCCCAGAAAGGCAGUGCCCACUAACCUGGGGGAUGCCAGGAUGACCCAAGGGCCAGGUUGGCAGAUGGCCUCUGACCUGUGUUCCAGAUCCCGAUCUACUCUCUGAGACCAGGCCACAGGGAUGCUCUGAUUGCAGGCCACACCCCCUUAGUCACAGUGGGAGGUUGAAACCAGGAGUGGGGUGGGGAUCAUUGGGGAUGACCGAACCCAGGUCAGAGCACACAGAGCAAGCUGCUGCCAGAGAUGGGUGGCCAGGGCAGGAAGGCAGCUGCCUGUGGGGGAGCUUGGACCAGGUGCCCCACAAGGAAGGCCAGCAGCAGGGUGCCAGUUGCUGACAUGUGAGAACGGACAGGCUCUGCAGGGGCCUUUCCCGUUUCCCUGCCUCGCUCCUGGGGGACCCAAGGUUGCCAGCCUGAGUACCUGCAUGACCACCCCUGAGCUACUGACCCUGCAUGCACCACAUGCUGCUCCUUUCUCCGAGCCUGGAGAUGCCUGUAGGUGACAGAGAAGAGAGACAGCUCUGACCACACUGCAGGCAGAUGCCCUGGGUACUGGGCUGCAGCUCAUGGGGAUUGCAUCCCCUGCAUAAGGAGGAGGUCAGGGCUGCCUGUUGUGGGGUGUCUUGGCUCAGUCAGGGUCCCCUUAUUUGCAAAGAAAUGUCAGCCUCACCCUCAGGGUGGAGGACUGCUCAGCGCUGGGACGGGGGCGCCCUCUGGAGGCAGGUCUGGAGAACGCGCUUCUCAGCCUCUGCAUCCUGAGCUGCGGAUACCUGGGUGGAAGGGGCGCUGGCGCGAGUUUAAGUGCUGAAGACGCAAGAGCUGGGUGCAAGCUGGAUUUCCUGGGAAAGCUCUGAGGCCCUGAGCUCCAGCAUGCUGGCCUUACACGGUCCUUCUGGCUCAUCCGAUCUCCACGAUCCCCCGGGGGAGGGACUGUCCCAUUUACAAACGAGGACACUGGGCCCAGAGGGAUGAGGCCCUCUGGAUACCCGUCUGUGCCACCUUACUUACCACAUUCCUUUGCUGCGUCCCUGAUAGGCUGCCCUGGGGACCCACAGUCCGGCAGGGUUAACAGGGCCCAUGUGUGGGGUGUAAAUUGUAUUUCAGGGCUAUUUUCAGCACCCCUUCCAAAAUGCCAUUGGUGUUCGAGCUGCUGAUAGUGUCAGGGAGCAGAGGCCACUUCAGAAGAGCGCUGAUUGCUCUCCGUGGUCAUGACCGCCUUCCCUGGUGACAGCGGAAGUGUGGGCAGGGACAGGUGUGGGACCGUGAAUCGGACGGACACUCAAGGCCCCGCCCUCCUGAAGCAGGCGCUGCGAGUGAGGCAGGAGAGAAGCUAAUGACGAAAUCAGUGUCUGGGGGACAACUUGGACCAGGAGCAGGGAAUGCAGUUUUUUGUUUGCUUUUGGGGUUAAAAUAUGCUUGCCAUUGUCACCAUUGUAAGUGUACAGUUCCGUGGCAUUAAAUAUAUGCUCACUGUGUCAGUGUCA
Heterocephalus glaber (naked mole-rat) is the source of this 4341-nucleotide messenger RNA. RefSeq names its product AT-rich interaction domain 5A (gene Arid5a). Gene Ontology annotation, cellular component: nucleus. Gene Ontology annotation, biological process: regulation of transcription by RNA polymerase II. Lineage: Eukaryota; Metazoa; Chordata; Mammalia; Rodentia; Bathyergidae. Gene Ontology annotation, molecular function: transcription cis-regulatory region binding. The record is from RefSeq and is a predicted model, not a curated record.